GUGCAUAUAUCGUACAUGUAUGUCUAUAUAUAUCGCUAUAUGUAUACAUGUCCCGGUAAUUUGAAGUCAAAGUCCCAGAUUUGGUCUGAAAAUUUAUGGCAGGAAUGCCAAUCCUAUGUAUAGAUAAACAAGUUAUUUAUAAACGACCAAUGACGUAACACUAUGCAGCUUUCAAUAAACACAGUGCAAUAUGGCUACAAUCGGAAUCCAAACAGUGAUAGUGUUUUCAUAUCUGGAAUAGCAUAACUUACGCUACAUUAAGAGAAAGGAACUCUUUAUUUAUGCCAAGUAGGUGCAGGCAGCCUAGUACCAGUACUUCUGUAGGCAAAAGAAAACGUCCACGAACUUGGACUGCUAAUUUUAUGUGCCUUUCAAACAAUCAUCAAAAUAAGGUACCUAACAGUGCUGAAAAAGAAUGCUUAUACAAGGCAGGUUUGGGUUUGAAAAAAGUAACUUUUGAAGGAGAUGCAAAAGAACAAAGUGUUCACGACACUCUUAUUAAAGCGUUUACAAAACUUGAACAGUGUGGGGGCUUUGAGCUAUUACAUUGUAACAGUUCGUGCAGAGAAUUGAAAAAACUUAAUUGUAAAUGGGAUGUUAAAACAUUGAAAAGUGUUGUAGGACCUCAAGGUAAAUUUUAUAUUAGACCCAUUCAAAAGUGUUUGACGGUUGAGGUAGUAACAGAAGAUGAAGAAACAGAGUUAAUGACAAAGUGUGACAUAUGCAAACAGGACGUUUCUUUAGGUCAGAUACGUAACCAUGUUGAGUCCUGUAUAGCCACAAAUCUGGACCAUACAGGAACGUACCUGUAUACUUCACAGGGAAAUUCAGAUGAAGAACUUCCUGAAAGUGCUUCAGAGAUAAUUCAUCAACAGGGGUUUUCCAUGGAAUUCCAUGAUUUACCAGAGAUUGCCAGCAUAACUUCCAUGGUGACCCUGGACAAUGUACUCCCGGGCAGUGAGGACCAGCAUAAUGGAGAUUAUUUAAGUACAAUUGUUAAAAAGUGUACUACAUUUUGUAAAUCCAAUGAUGUGUCUGAUCCUAUUCAUGUGCUAAAGAUCUUUCAAAAAGAGAUUGUCACUGGGAGACCAUUAGAACUAACAGAAGAGACAUCAUCUACGGGCAUUUAUGGUGAAACCAAUUUCAUUUUGGUAGACAGAGGCGAUCUACUGAAAACAGCAAUUGAGGAAAUAAGGGCAAUAAGCGACAUGAGGAUUUAA
Dreissena polymorpha is the source of this 1220-nucleotide messenger RNA. RefSeq lists its product as uncharacterized. Lineage: Eukaryota; Metazoa; Mollusca; Bivalvia; Myida; Dreissenidae. The record is from RefSeq and is a predicted model, not a curated record. Bases 282 to 1220 code for a protein of 312 amino acids. The transcript has 3 exons.